Molecule: messenger RNA, 935 nt
Organism: Drosophila sulfurigaster albostrigata
Lineage: Eukaryota; Metazoa; Arthropoda; Insecta; Diptera; Drosophilidae
Product: mitochondrial import inner membrane translocase subunit Tim21
Exons: 3
Coding region: 108-827 (239 amino acids)
Biological process (GO): protein import into mitochondrial matrix
Cellular component (GO): TIM23 mitochondrial import inner membrane translocase complex
Source: RefSeq, a predicted model, not a curated record
UUGCUGUGCCAUCGCCAGUGUCAUCAAAUCAGCUGUUUACGUUUCUAUUUUAUUUGUUUGUCACUUACGUGCAGUUAAUUUAUCAAUUUUUUGAUUGAUUUUAAGACAUGUCCCAAUCAAUAUUACUGCGCAGUUUUCUGCUGCACAGGCGAACGGUGUUGCAGCCAACAAUGGCACGCCUGAAAUGCCUGGCAGCGUUGCAUUCCAGUGCCCAUUUAACACAACAAGCUUCUUCCAGCGGCGCUUCGGGUGGCGGCAGAGCUCUGCAAGAGUCUCGCGGUAACAGCAAUGUGUCCACAGAUGUGCGUCCCAUUGGCGAGAAGAUCAAAGAGAACACAAAGACAGCCAGUUAUACGGCCAUAAUUUUAGCCGGUCUAGGCGUUACGGGCAUUAUGUUUUAUGCCAUUUUCCGUGAGCUCUUCUCCAAGGAAAGUUCCUGCAACAUUUAUGCCACUGCGCUGAAACGUGUCGUCGACGAUCCGCGUGUGCAGGAUUCACUGGGUGCUCCGAUCAAAGGAUUCGGAGAGACGUCGCGCCGUGGACGUCGUCAGCAUGUGGCACACAACAGCUUCGAUCGUAACGGUGUACCACACAUGCGUAUGCAAUUCUAUGUCCAGGGACUACGCAAUAAGGCCACCGUGCAACUGGAGUCGCGACGGAACUCGACGGGCAAACAGGAGUUUCGCUAUUUGUUUGUGCAAUUGGAUCAUUACCCACGCACCACCAUUGUGCUGGAAGAUAACCGAGCCUACGAUCCCACACCAGAGCCUUCAACUGCGUCAGCUUUCGGCAAUCUAGCGCUCAUGUCGAAUAGUCGCGACAAGUAGAGAAAGAAGUCUUCCGCUUUCUACUCCCCAUACUGAACCUGGCUUACAAGUUUUUAAAUUCAUUGUAUAAUUGUUAUUUAAUUUAAACAUUGACUGAAAUAAUGACAA